AUGUGUACCAAAACCUGUGGUCAGCAUGUGGAAAACAUAUUUACGACUGUCCCGCUAACAAGAUCGGUUUCAACCACGCGCUCGGGGAAGUUCACGCCUCACCUUUCAAAGGCGGUUACGCUCGUGCAACUCACUCGCAAGAAUCUUCCAAAGUUGGUGGUGGACAGGCCCCUGGUGCAUUCGAAGUUUGAAAGGAGAAUUCAAGAAAAAGAUCUUGUAGGUGCCGAAAAAUUCCUGCGUAACAAUAGCUGUUGUAAUAGUCUCGAGCAAGCAUUUGAAUUCCGGAGAAAAUUGACAAGAUUAGAAUCGAUAGAAUAUUUGGAGGCGGAUAGAAUGAUACGCGAAGAUUUGACACGAACGUUGAAAAAAGCAGGAAUGGAUCCAAAGCAGAUCUCGCAGAUCAUUGGAUAUUACAAGCAAGAGUCAUUCAAGGAUUACCUGAAAACAAACAAUCUAAGAGAAAUUAUCAAAAUAUAUAGCGAAGGAAAAAUUGACAUCUUGCCUAGGAACCUUGUGUAUGUUAUCGCGGCUUACAUUAAAUGUGAUAACACGGAAGGAGCAAGUAAAUUAUUGGACAAUGUUCAACUGGGACAUUUCAAGCCCGACGGAAUCUUGUAUUGCAUACACGAAUAUUUGACACCCGGGGAAAUUAUCACAACCAAACGUCUGCUGGAUCGACAAAUGAUCAAACGUACCAAUCCCAAUUCCGAACAAUUCACAGCACACGUUGGACGAUUGAUCGAACACGGAAAUGAUGAUCGAGCAUUCUCAUUAUAUCACAAAAUCGUGAAGAGUGGAGUGGAACCUAACGAACACACCUACGGAGCGUACAUAUCGGGAUUCAUAAAAAACAACAAGUAUGAAUAUGCGAUGCGGAUAUGGAACGAUAUGAUAGAGAAAGGGUUUAAGCCCACGGCAACGAUUUACAGCCAAAUGAUUAACGCGCUUUCGAGUAGUGGUAAAAUUUGCAAAGUAGAAAGUUUGUGGAACAAAAUUAAGAGUGAAGAUAUUAAACUCGAUAUAAUUCUUUAUUGUUCAGUGAUCAAUGCCUAUUUGAAGGCCAAAAAGGAGCAAAAUGCGAUCGCACUAUUUCAAGAAGUAAAAGAAGAGAAGAUUCCUUUAAACGAACAGUUAUACAACACCAUGAUUAAUGGAUUAUUUUGGAAUCACCGAAUAGAUAUGGCGUUGAAAAUUUAUAGAGAGAUGAGGGAAAAAGGAAUUCAACCAAAUCUAUCGACUUAUAACAUUUUAGUCCGCGGAUUGUUGUACUAUAAACACGAUGAUUUAGCGAUAGAAAUAAUAGGAGAAAUGAGAGAGUCCAAUAUACAACCGGAUGUUGUCACGCUGACCACUUUUCUAUCAAGGUUCUUUGCGAGGAAAGAUGUAGCAGGCGUUAAAAGGAUAAUGAGUAAUUUUGGUGUAUAUGGGAUUAAACCUAAUGUACAUACUUACAAAACCUUAAUUGGUGGAUUAAUAAACUGUGAUGAUUUAGUUGGAGCAGAAUUUGCGUAUAAAGAAAUGCUAAGUUAUGGCAUAACUCCAGAUAUUGAUAUUUACGGACUGAUGCUAUCAAUCAACUUUAAACAAAAAAGAUAUACCGAGGCCAAAGAUAAUUUUCGAAUUGUUAAAAGGUUAAGGGUGAGACCCACGCGUAGAUAUUUUAAAACUUUAAUAUCAGGCUUUGCAUAUUCUGGCAGACUGGAUGAAGCCAAACGAUAUUACAUCGAGAUGAUAACAUUUAAAAUUAAGCCCAGUCCCUCAAUAUACAAAAUUUUGAUUAAAGGCUGUGUAGAUCAUGAUGAUCUGGAAUUUGCUUUAAAACUUUAUAAAGAAGUAAAAGAAGAAUAUUCCAUGAUUCAUGAUUCGGUGUUAACAAGGAUGUGUAGAUUUAUCGAGAGUUGGCAUAAUAAAAAUUGA
This is a messenger RNA of Acaulospora morrowiae, 1917 nucleotides long. The record is from the annotation of a GenBank genome assembly. Lineage: Eukaryota; Fungi; Glomeromycota; Glomeromycetes; Diversisporales; Acaulosporaceae.